This is a messenger RNA of Trichomonas vaginalis G3, 590 nucleotides long. RefSeq names its product protein of unknown function, DUF4106 family. The transcript has a single exon. NCBI's taxonomy places the organism in Eukaryota, Parabasalia, Trichomonadida, Trichomonadidae. The annotation marks the transcript as partial. The record is from RefSeq and is a predicted model, not a curated record.
AUGCCACGUAAGCUACGUAAGAAUAUACGUAAGAGGAAGAGAGCAUUGAAACAUCCAAUAGUAAAACUGACACCACAACAACAGUUGCAACAACAAAUUAUGAAUGACCCCACUAUGUUGCAACAAAUGUCAAGCAACCCUAUGCUUUUAAACCGAGUUAUUGGUGCACAGAGUGGAGGUUUAAGAGCGGCACUUUUAGCGAAAAUGGCAGGCUAUGGUGGAGCUGCAGACGGAACAGCUUAUAACCCUCAAAGUCAAAUGAAUUUGAGUUCACUCAAAAAUCAAAUAACAGAUGUCAAAAAGUCAAACAUAGACAUACAGAAACAAAUAAGUGAAAACGAAAAGAAACUAGAAUAUGACAGACACACAAAGAAACUAAAUGAGUUAAACGUAGAGAAAAAGAAGAAAGAAGAACAACUGAAAGAACUAAGUACAGAGGAAUAUGCGAAAAAAGUGUCAGAAAAAGCAGCAGAAGUAGCAAAAAUGGAACAAGAUGUUAUAAAUUUGAAAAACCAUACUACUCAAUAUAAAGUACUGAAAGAUGAAGAGAUAAAACAAAAAGCCCUGAAGACAUAUAUGGAUAGCGAUGA